This is a messenger RNA of Sturnus vulgaris (Common starling), 686 nucleotides long. RefSeq names its product reeler domain containing 1 (gene REELD1). The record is from RefSeq and is a predicted model, not a curated record. Gene Ontology annotation, cellular component: membrane. Lineage: Eukaryota; Metazoa; Chordata; Aves; Passeriformes; Sturnidae.
CUCCACGUUGUUUCCUGCUGUAGGAUGGAGGAUGGUGGGAGAGCCCACACUGCCAUUGCUGGCUGGGCCUGCACCACGCUGUGCUUGGUGUCCUACGCAGCCGCCUUCUCGCAGGGCGCGAGCCUUUCUGCCUGCACCGACAUGAUGCCCAGGCACCUGAGGGUGCAGCUGCACAGCUCCAACAACAACUAUGUCACUGUCCACACCAAUGUGUCCUUCUACUUCCCGGGAGACAAGGUGCCAGUGACAGUAAGAAGCACGCGGGAUUACAUGGGCUUUAUGCUGCAGGCUCGCAAAGUGUCCAACAAUGAAAUCACUGGCACGUUCAUCUUCCUGCCUCCCGGUUCCAAGCUGCUGACUUGUUUUGAAGAUGGUGACACUGUCACACACUCGGACAAGUCACUGAAGAGAAACCUGUCCUUCGUAUGGAAAGCACCAGACCAACCCAUUGGAGACAUCAAGUUUUUGUAAGGACGUGCUGGUUCCUAAUCAGAAUUUGUGUCUUCUCAGUUACAGGCUGUUCAGCACAGUGCUUUAUGUAUCUUGAACCCAAUAUAGCUAAAUACUUACCAAAUGCUGCAACAAUAUCCCAGCUGGUACAUAAAUCACCAUUAAUAUCUGCUGUGUUCUGCUGCUUUUUAUUCACAUGGUCACUGUUUUCUCAGAAUAGAUACACUGGAAGAUGA